UUUAAUAUUGAUAUUUCAGUACAUAUGGAAGAAUUGCCGCAACCGAUACAGUAUUACCCCAUAUAUCUAAUGAAAUAGAUAAAGAUGUAGUAGUCACAGAAUCUGUAGUAGCAGUGACAGACACUGUGACAAACAGUAAUGAUGAAGUCACUACUUUAUCAUCUAAAGUCACAAACAACGCAACAAAGGAGCCAGAUACUACCAUUCUACCUCAGAAGAAAAAUGACAGAUGUUUAAAUAGUACAGCAGAUAUAAUAGAUAAUUUUAUUGAAACAGAAGACUUACUCCCACUGUGUGAGCAUAAAAUUGAAAAUGACAAUAAAAUACUGAAAUUAACAGAUUACAUAGAAGAAGGUAAAAUAGAGGAAGGACGAAAAGCGUCUGAAGUGAAUCCAGACUUAUUUUUGGGUGUCAAAAGUUAUUCGGGAUUUUUUACAGUCAAUAAGACGUAUGAUUCAAACACUUUCUUCUGGUAUUUCCCGGUAGAACAUAAAGUGAACGAAACACCAUGGAUAAUAUGGUUGCAAGGAGGUCCUGGUGCUUCCAGUUUAUCUGGAUUGUUUGAUGAGAUCGGACCUUUCAAGCUAACCCAUAAGAAGAUAUUAGUACGUAAUCCAUAUACAUGGUUACGAAACCAUUCGCUGGUGUUUAUAGACAACCCUGUGGGUACAGGCUGCAGCUUUACAAGGCACGAAAACGGAUACGCCACUAAUAUGGCCACAUAUGCAAACCAUCUGUACAGCACAGUGAAGCAAUUAAUACAGGUGUUUCCGGAGCUGAGAAGUGCCCCAUUGUAUGUUGCCGGUGAAUCGUACGCGGGCAAAUAUGUGCCUGCAUUGGCAAUGGAAAUUCACAAACACAAAAACUCACCGGGAGGAGAUAUUAACCUUAAGGGAAUGAUAAUUGGUAACGCUUAUGUAGAGCCAGGGAUGAUCUUGCAAAUCACGCAGUCGUUCUACCACUUCGGCUUACUGGUACAAGAACAACUUGAUAUUGUGCAGCCACUUUUGGAUAAGUUCAAGAGCGAUGUCGCAGCUAACAGAAGUGUUAAAGCCAAAGAAAGAUGGAAUGCCAUAGUCGCCUUGUUACUAUUUUUAUCAAACCAGAAGCAAGCAUACAAUUUCCUUCGAGAUGAAAUGACAGCCGGGAAGUAUGAAUGGUACCUGAGGAAACCGGAGGUGAAGAAGGCUCUUCAUAUCGGUAACAUCAGACACUCCUUCGUCAACAUCACUGUCAACAAGAAGCUUGCACCAGACUUUCUGAGCAAUACUCGGCCGCUAUUCGAAUCUCUACUAAACGAGUAUCAAGUGUUGACCUAUUGUGGUCAGCUGGACCAAAUGCUGCCGUGCGCUACGACAUCAGAUCACUACCGAAGAUGGAAGUGGGACAAUUCGAAUGAAUUCCUCAACGCGACCCGCUAUCCGCUGAUAUUCAAAAACAAACUAGUAGGCUACCACAAAUCCGGUGGGCGGUUAACAGAAGUGAUGAUACGUGGUGCCGGACACAUGGCGCCACAGGACGCUCCCGCCACUACACACGAGAUGGUCACCCGUUGGACACGCGGCAUACCUCUCAGCAUACCACAAGUGCCCGACUUAGAAUAUGCACUAGAGUUCCUUAGAAACAGCACAGAGGACAUGAUGUUUAUUUAAAAUAAUUUAUUCUGAAGCGUAUUUUUAUUAUUAGAGAAUUGUAUUUUCUGCCACCGAAUAAAGUUCGGAGCCGUUCUAUUGUAACUUUCGUGUGCUUUCGUUGUGAGUACUUACUUUUAUAUUUUAAGUAACACCACGAACAUGAGUCAAUUAUUUUAUUUAUACUGUGAAUUGUCAUUCUUUGUAGGUAUUUAUUGUAUAUUAUUUUAAUAUUUUAGAAUCAGAAUUUUAUGUAAAAUAAACUAAAUAAUUAGGUAGUGUAUCAUUGUUAGACUAUUUACAUAAACUUUAUUUUUUAUCAUUUAAAUAUGAUGGUGAUAAAUAUAAGUAAACAAUUUUUUUCCGUCACUUUUCUC
Messenger RNA from Diatraea saccharalis (sugarcane borer), 2008 nucleotides. The record is from the annotation of a GenBank genome assembly. NCBI's taxonomy places the organism in Eukaryota, Metazoa, Arthropoda, Insecta, Lepidoptera, Crambidae.